UUGUAAUAGCCCAUGCUGCAACACCAAAGCCACAGAAGUGUAUCAGUACCCUGCUGAUCAGUUUUGCAUUCGGUCCCUCUGGUCUGGCUUGCGAGGAGCUUGACAAAUUGAACUUCCGCCACGGAAGUCCCCCUUCGAUUGCUUGAAUUAGAUACAACAAGAUCGCGCUGCCUAUGGCACAGUACUUGGCGAGUUACGGGACCUCACGAUGUACUGUGUAGAAAUUCCAGGCUGCAUUGCUGCGUCACCAGAUGCUGAUUAUUCAGUCUUUCCGUAUUCGGUAACAGUUCAUCCUGCGAGUGGGGCGUUCUACUGCCUUGUCGAUCAUACUUUUUUCUGCCUCAAUGGAGAUUCUUCGGCAUUGACUCGUGGACGGCGAUCACUUGGCUCUACAAUGAAACCUCUCGUGAAGAUUUUCAGACUCAAAAGUUGGGGGCGACCCAACGGUAUACCGUUCUCGGAUCCGAACCUUACCAAUUUUCAUGGACCCAGGCUCAAUUAUGACGUCGGAAAAUCAAGCUCGCGCUACGCGCAAGUCUUGAAGAAGGGACCAUUGCUCGGAUCAGCAUACGACUUCAUAUAUACUUUAUCGACAUUUCCAAUCAGCUUGCCCAGGAUUCAGCACAGGGUCCCACGGAAUAGCCCCCGACGUUCACAAUAGUUCCGCGGUAUAGGCCAUCCCGUCAUUGACAGAACUGUUGGAGAAGAUCCAGCCACAUGUCAGUGUUAUGAGCUGAUCAACGGGAACAACUGAAAGUUGAAUUCGCGCACUAUCGAAAGCUGUCAAUGCGGAAA
Messenger RNA from Aspergillus saccharolyticus JOP 1030-1, 795 nucleotides. RefSeq lists its product as uncharacterized. The record is from RefSeq and is a predicted model, not a curated record. Bases 209 to 661 code for a protein of 150 amino acids. The transcript has a single exon. NCBI's taxonomy places the organism in Eukaryota, Fungi, Ascomycota, Eurotiomycetes, Eurotiales, Aspergillaceae.